UCCUUCUACUGCAGCAAGAUGGGCUUUGAGCCACUAGCCUACAGGGGCCUGGAGACGGGCUCCCGGGAGGUGGUCAGCCAUGUGGUCAAGCAAGGAAAGAUUGUGUUUGUCUUCUCCUCUGCACUCAACCCCUGGAACAAAGAGAUGGGCGACCACCUGGUGAAACACGGGGAUGGCGUGAAGGACGUGGCUUUCGAGGUGGAAGACUGUGACUACAUUGUGCAGAAAGCCCGAGAACAGGGGGCCAAGAUAGUUCAGGAGCCCUGGGUGGAGGAAGACAAGUUUGGGAAGGUGAAGUUUGCUGUGCUGCAGACGUAUGGCGACACCACACACACUCUGGUGGAGAAGAAGAACUACACCGGCCGGUUCUUACCUGGAUUCGAGGCCCCCCUGCUUAAGGACUCCCUGCUUCCCAAGCUGCCCAAGUGUGGUCUCGAGAUCAUCGAUCACAUUGUAGGAAAUCAGCCUGAUCAGGAGAUGUUGUCUGCCUCAGAAUGGUACCUGAGGAACCUACAGUUCCACCGCUUCUGGUCUGUGGAUGACACACAAGUGCACACAGAGUACAGCUCUCUGCGCUCCAUUGUGGUGACCAACUAUGAGGAGACCAUCAAGAUGCCCAUUAAUGAGCCCGCAAUGGGCAGGAAGAAAUCCCAGAUCCAGGAAUAUGUGGACUAUAAUGGGGGAGCUGGAGUCCAGCACAUUGCCCUGAAGACCCAGGACAUCAUCACAGCGAUUCGUAGCCUGAGAGACCGAGGCCUGGAGUUCUUGAGUGUUCCGUCAACCUACUACAAGCAACUUCGGGAGAAUCUCAAGACAGCCAAGAUCCGGGUGAAGGAGAGCAUUGACGUGCUGGAGGAGCUGAAAAUCCUGGUGGAUUAUGACGAGAAAGGCUACCUCCUGCAGAUCUUCACCAAACCCAUGCAGGACAGGCCUACACUCUUCCUGGAAGUCAUCCAGCGCCACAACCACCAGGGUUUUGGAGCCGGCAACUUCAACUCGCUGUUCAAGGCUUUCGAGGAGGAGCAGGCGAUCCGAGGCAACCUCACAGAUCUGGAGACCAACGGGGAGGUGUCCGGCAUGUAGGCCCCGCCCACCGAAGGCCAAGCCCCUAGUACUGGGACACGCCACCUUCCCCGCCCUCAAAGUCAGAUCCGCCGGGUCUCGCUUCCCCAUUUAGACCCCAAUCGACUUCGGGAUCCAAGGCUCCGCCCACCACUGACCACGCCCCCCUGGUUGAGCUACUCUUGUGAUUAAAGUGGACCUGGUCCAA
This is a messenger RNA of Marmota flaviventris (yellow-bellied marmot), 1270 nucleotides long. The record is from RefSeq and is a predicted model, not a curated record. Lineage: Eukaryota; Metazoa; Chordata; Mammalia; Rodentia; Sciuridae.